AUGGCGAGCCAAGGCGAGCCGUCUUCCUCGGAUCCGAAGGGGAAGAAGGAUUACUCGACGGCGAUCCUCGAGAGGAAGAAGUCGCCGAACCGGCUGGUGGUCGACGAGGCCACCAAUGAUGACAACUCCGUCGUCGCUCUGCACCCGGACACCAUGGAGAGGCUCCAGCUCUUCCGCGGUGACACUGUCCUGCUCAAGGGUAAGAAGAGAAAGGACACUAUCUGCAUUGUGCUUGCAGAUGACACGUGUGAGGAGCCAAAGGUCCGGAUGAACAAGGUUGUCAGGAAGAACUUGAGGGUACGGCUUGGUGAUGUGGUAUCUGUUCAUCAAUGCCCAGAUGUAAAAUACGGGAAGCGUGUGCACACACUUCCAAUUGAUGACACCAUAGAAGGCAUCACUGGCAACUUAUUUGAUGCCUUUCUGAAACCAUACUUCCUUGAAGCCUAUCGUCCUUUGAGGAAAGGAGACCUUUUCCUAGUCAGGGGUGGCAUGAGAAGUGUAGAAUUCAAAGUCAUAGAGACUGAUCCUCCAGAGUAUUGUAUCGUUGCACCAGAUACAGAAAUAUUCUGUGAGGGUGAGCCUGUUAAGAGGGAGGAUGAGGAAAGACUUGAUGAGGUUGGCUAUGAUGAUGUUGGUGGAGUUAGAAAGCAGAUGGCCCAAAUUAGAGAACUGGUUGAACUUCCACUGCGUCAUCCCCAGCUUUUCAAGUCUAUUGGUGUGAAGCCACCAAAGGGCAUAUUGCUGUUUGGGCCUCCUGGAUCUGGCAAGACCCUUAUUGCUAGAGCUGUAGCUAAUGAGACAGGUGCUUUCUUCUUUUUGAUCAAUGGACCAGAAAUCAUGUCAAAGCUAGCAGGAGAAAGUGAAAGCAAUCUCAGAAAGGCAUUUGAAGAAGCUGAAAAAAAUGCUCCUUCCAUCAUUUUUAUUGAUGAGCUAGAUUCCAUAGCUCCUAAGAGAGAAAAGACCCAUGGAGAAGUUGAAAGGCGUAUUGUUUCACAGCUCUUGACUCUUAUGGAUGGUCUCAAGUCUCGUGCACAUGUUAUUGUCAUGGGUGCCACAAACCGUCCAAACAGUAUCGAUCCUGCUCUUAGAAGGUUUGGUAGGUUUGAUCGUGAGAUUGAUAUUGGUGUUCCAGAUGAAGUUGGACGCCUUGAGGUUCUCCGGAUUCACACCAAAAACAUGAAACUGGCUGAAAAUGUUGACUUGGAGCUCAUUGGGAAGGAUACCCAUGGUUAUGUUGGUGCUGAUCUUGCUGCCCUUUGUACCGAAGCUGCUCUUCAAUGCAUCCGUGAGAAGAUGGAUAUUAUAGAUCUUGAGGAUGAGACCAUAGAUGCUGAGAUAUUGAACUCUAUGGCUGUCACAAAUGACCAUUUCAAGACUGCACUUGGGACAAGCAACCCAUCUGCUCUGCGUGAAACUGUUGUUGAAGUUCCAAAUGUCUCUUGGGAAGAUAUUGGUGGUCUGGAAAACGUUAAGAGGGAGCUACAGGAGACUGUUCAAUAUCCUGUGGAGCAUCCUGAGAAAUUUGAAAAGUUUGGCAUGUCCCCUUCAAAGGGUGUUUUGUUUUAUGGCCCUCCUGGCUGUGGCAAGACUUUGUUGGCCAAGGCAAUUGCUAAUGAAUGCCAGGCUAACUUCAUUAGUGUGAAGGGUCCUGAACUUCUUACCAUGUGGUUUGGUGAGAGCGAGGCCAAUGUCCGUGAGAUUUUUGAUAAGGCUAGGCAGUCUGCUCCAUGUGUCCUCUUCUUCGAUGAGCUUGACUCCAUUGCUACUCAGAGAGGAAGCAGUGUUGGUGACGCAGGCGGCGCCGCUGAUAGGGUGUUGAACCAGCUGCUUACUGAGAUGGAUGGCAUGAAUGCCAAGAAGACUGUUUUCAUCAUCGGUGCGACUAACAGACCAGAUAUCAUUGACCCUGCCCUGCUGAGGCCAGGGCGUCUUGAUCAGCUAAUCUACAUUCCUCUACCCGAUGAACAAUCCAGGCUUCAAAUCUUCAAAGCCUGCCUCAGGAAGUCUCCUGUGGCUAAUGAUGUUGACUUGAAUGCCCUUGCCAAAUACACCCAGGGUUUCAGCGGUGCAGAUAUCACUGAGAUCUGCCAGCGUGCGUGCAAGUAUGCUAUCAGGGAGAACAUCGAGAAGGAUAUCGAGAGGGAGAGGCGCAGGAAGGACAACCCUGAGGCCAUGGAGGAAGACGAGGUUGAUGACAUUGCUGAGAUCAAGGCUGCUCACUUCGAGGAGUCCAUGAAGUUUGCCCGCCGCAGUGUUAGUGACGCUGACAUCCGCAAGUAUCAGGCCUUUGCCCAGACCCUGCAGCAGUCCCGUGGGUUUGGCAGCGAGUUCCGGUUCGCCGACCAACCGACGGCAGCUGCAGGCUCUGCUGGUGCGGCUGAUCCCUUUGCAUCCGCUGCAGGAGCAGCUGACGAUGAUGACUUGUACAAUUAG
Molecule: messenger RNA, 2433 nt
Organism: Miscanthus lutarioriparius
Lineage: Eukaryota; Viridiplantae; Streptophyta; Magnoliopsida; Poales; Poaceae
Source: the annotation of a GenBank genome assembly